This is a messenger RNA of Colletotrichum lupini, 1554 nucleotides long. Its product is annotated as inner membrane transport protein yfaV. Gene Ontology annotation, biological process: transmembrane transport. Lineage: Eukaryota; Fungi; Ascomycota; Sordariomycetes; Glomerellales; Glomerellaceae. The record is from RefSeq and is a predicted model, not a curated record. Gene Ontology annotation, cellular component: membrane. The coding region runs from base 1 to 1554 and encodes 517 amino acids. The transcript is spliced from 4 exons. Gene Ontology annotation, molecular function: transmembrane transporter activity.
AUGUCGACGACGGACAAGCCGGAGAUCUCCUUCGUCGACGACAGAGAAGACGACGCCCAGUCCGACUCGGAGAAGGCGCCUGUGGUGCGCAUAAUCGACGAUGUGCGCGUGCUGGGGCUCAGCGAGGACGAUGCCGAGUUUUAUGCCAAUUUCACGCCGGAGCAGCGCAAGAAGACGAUUCGCAAGAUCGACAUUCGCUUGGUGCCGAUGCUUGCGGUUCUCUAUCUCAUCUCCCAUCUCGACCGCGCCAACAUUGGCAAUGCCAAGAUUGAAGGUCUGGCCGAGGACCUGAAGCUUAGCGGUGUGCAGUGGAACAUUGCCCUCAGUCUCUUCUUCGUUCCUUAUGUCCUGCUUGAGGUUCCUAGCAACAUCAUCCUCAAAAAGUUCAAUCGUCCAUCCGUAUACCUUGGUACCCUCGUAACGAUAUGGGGUGUCAUAAUGACCUGUCACGGCGUUGUGAAGAACUUUGCUGGUCUUCUCAGCGUCUUCUCCUUGGUGUCUUUGAGGCCGGCUUCUACCCUGGUGCUGUUUAUCUCUGCACAUUCUGGUACCUACCCUCGCAUCGCCUGGUUCUACUGCACAUCCGCCCUCUCCGGCGCCUUCUCAGGCCUCCUCGCCGCCGCAAUCGCAAAGAUGGACGGCGUAGGCGGCUACGAAGGCUGGCGCUGGAUCUUCAUCCUCGAAGGCAUCUUCACCGUCGGCCUCGGCAUCGCCACCUUCUUCCUCCUCAUCGACCGCCCCUCCCUCAGCGGGAAGUGGCUUACCCCCGAAGAAAUCCGUUUCCUCGAGAUCCAGCACUUCAUCAAGCAGGGUGGGCGCUUCCAGGACGAGAAGCAGGAGGACAAGUUCAAGUGGCACGACCUCAAGGCCGUUGUCACGAAUUGGCGGCUGUACAUGCAGGCGUGGGCGCUCCUCGCCACCUCGGCGUGUUCGUAUGGCACUAAAUUCACGCUGCCGACCAUCACGAAGGCUAUGGGCUUCAACAACACAGCCGCACAGCUCAUGACGGUUCCGCCGUACUUUUGCGGCGCUGCCUCGGCCAUCUUCUUCGCACGCUUGUCGGACAGGUUCUACUGGCGCAUGCCCUUCGUCGCGAUCCCCAUGGGUCUCAUCACCAUCGGCUACGGCGUCAUCAUCUCCUUCAAGGGUGAUCUGUCCGGUAACAUUGCGGGAGCUAUGGUCGGCGUCAUUAUCACCUGCAUGGGUAUCUACCCCAUCCAGCCCGCGGGUUCCUCCUGGGCGGCGAACAACCUCGCCCCGGCCUCGCGCCGCGCCAUCGGUGUGGCUUUCAACAUUUGCGUGGGCAACAUCGAUGGUAUCAUUGGUAGCUACAUGUAUCUCGACAACGAAAAGCCAAAGUACUACACCGGUUUCGGGCUGUCGCUGGCGUUUGGCGGCAGCGGGUUGAUCGUUGCGCUGCUGCUGGAAUGGAGCUACAAGUGGGGGAAUGAUAGGAAAGCCAAGAUGUCCGAGGAGGAGAUUCGGGCAAAGUACACGGAGCAGCAGCUUAUGGAUAUGGGUGACAAGAGCCCUCACUUCAAGUACACUCUAUAG